CUAGAUAGUCACCAUGGUUAACUAAACGCAAACAUAAGUAAAUAUAAAUCAUUUAAACCAGUGCAACAAUGGUUGAGGGAUACGAGAAGUUAAAAAUAGUCGGAAAAGGUUCAUUCGGUACUGCCACUUUAUGCAAACGACUACAAGACGACAAACUUGUAGUUAUGAAGGAAAUACUUACGAUAGAUAUGGACAACACUCAAAAAUUGUCUGCUUUUAAUGAAGUUAAUAUAAUAUCGACAUUAUCGCAUCCGAACAUCAUCAAGUAUCUGGGAAAUUUUCAAAAUAAUGAUUCUUUAAUAAUAAUAAUGGAGUAUGCGGAUGGAGGAAAUCUCGGCCAAUUAAUAAACGCGAAGAAAAAUAAUAACGAUGUUUUUACGGAGAGGGGUAUUUUAACAAUAAUAUUAGAAAUUUGUGGUGCCAUUGCUUACAUGCAUCUCAAAAAAAUUAUUCACAGAGAUUUAAAAACCGCGAAUAUAUUUUUGACACAGGACGGCACAAUUAAAGUCGGUGAUUUUGGCAUAUCCAAAAUGUUAAAUACAAGAUCUCAAGCUCAAACUGUUGUUGGGACACCGUAUUAUUUAAGUCCGGAAAUAUGCGAAGGAUAUAAAUACAAUGAAAAAUCAGAUGUGUGGGCUAUAGGAUGUAUUCUAUACGAACUAGCAUGCUUAAAAAGACCAUUCGAAGCACCAACAUUACCACUAUUAGUACAAAAAAUAACAGCAUGUCAAUAUGAAAAUAUACCAAACAUGUAUUCCAAAGAUACACAAAAUGUGAUACGCGCCAUACUUCAAAAAAAUGUCGCAGAUAGACCUUCGGCUUUAAGUUUGGAAAAAUCUAUAAUUCCUCAUAUUUUAGCAAAAAUUAAAAAGAAUGAAUAUUUAAAUUCGACCAUUUCUUCCAAUAGUAUCCCCCGGGAGAGAUCAAUUUUAUAUAAAAUAACAGAGUUUGAUUUUCCUAAAAUUGAAGUAAUAGAUAUACCUCCCAAAAAUAUUUUACAUCUUUCAUCAAGUACCACCCACACAAUCAUAGUGACAUCCGAUCAUUUGGUGUACGCAUACGGAAACAAUUCAUAUGGCCAACUUGGCUAUUCGAAUACUGAUGAUAAUCAUAGAAAUCAGCCAGUAUGCAUAAAUUAUUUAAACGAUAAGCAUAUCGUGAGUGCAGAAGCAGGAAAUGGGUUCAGUCUAUUUCUAAGUUAUUACGGUUAUGUAUUUAGUUGUGGCGAUGGUAGCCAAGGUUGUCUGGGAAACUCGGAUUUAAAUUCAUGCAUGACACCAACAAUUAUAAAUAUUUUAACAACUGUGAAAAUAAAACACAUUUCUUGUGGAUUCUAUCACGCAGCGGCGGUCAGCAGGGAGGGAAAAUUGUUUACUUGGGGUACAUCGAUCACGGGCGCCUUGGGUCAGGGAUAUAGAGAAAGAUGUUUAAAACCCAUGACAGUUACAUUACCAAUAAAAAUUAAAGUAGUGUGUUGCUACAAAGACGCCACAGUUAUUCAGUCAUGGAGUGAUGAAUUUUACGCCUGUGGAAAUAAUAUGUACUGUAAGUUGGGAAUAUCCAACGAAACUAAUGUCACAACGUUUCAGAAAAUAAAUCUAGAGCAAGCUAACAUCCGCCAAAUGUGUGUAGGAGAAGAACAUUCUAUUGUUCUUUUAGAAAACGGUGAUAUAUUAAGAAUCGGUCUUAACGAAGAACAUCAAUUCGGAAAACUAAAUAAAAAUAGUAGCAAUAUUCAAGUUAUCCCAUUCAACAAAAAAAUAAAAAUGAUUUCUUGCGAUAGAUUUUUUUCUACAGCGGUUGAUGUUGAAAAUGUAAUGUGGCUCUGGGGGACCACCAAGUACACAAAUGAAGAAAAGUCAAAUAAAAAUAUCAUAUUCAAAAACCCAACUAGUAUUUUAGCGUACGUUACCAAUGGUAUUCUAUUAUUUUAUUACUUUAAAAGUUUCAGUUUGUAUUCAUCAAAAGCAAAUUUAAUAAAUGGAUAUUCACUAUAUAUUUUUAAUGUGAGAGCUAUUCGCAACAGUGUACUUGUAGUAAUAAAUACGACAGUACCUCCAUGUCUGAAAUAUACAGAGGACGUCAAUUCUUCAAGUCAUAAUUUUGUUUCCAAAACUACAACUACUCACCAUGUUGAAAUAGAACUACCAAAUACUCCACAAUGUAGCUAAUUAAAUUUUAUACAAUAAAUAAUUCAAA
Molecule: messenger RNA, 2199 nt
Organism: Aethina tumida (small hive beetle)
Lineage: Eukaryota; Metazoa; Arthropoda; Insecta; Coleoptera; Nitidulidae
Product: serine/threonine-protein kinase Nek8
Exons: 13
Coding region: 69-2171 (700 amino acids)
Biological process (GO): protein phosphorylation
Molecular function (GO): ATP binding; protein kinase activity
Source: RefSeq, a predicted model, not a curated record